This is a messenger RNA of Pipistrellus kuhlii (Kuhl's pipistrelle), 1638 nucleotides long. RefSeq names its product G protein-coupled receptor 45 (gene GPR45). Gene Ontology annotation, biological process: G protein-coupled receptor signaling pathway. Lineage: Eukaryota; Metazoa; Chordata; Mammalia; Chiroptera; Vespertilionidae. The transcript has 3 exons. Gene Ontology annotation, cellular component: membrane. The coding region runs from base 442 to 1551 and encodes 369 amino acids. Gene Ontology annotation, molecular function: G protein-coupled receptor activity. The record is from RefSeq and is a predicted model, not a curated record.
CCUGCCUCCAUCCUCUGGUCCCGCAGCCUCGCUCUGGAGCGGCGGGGCCUUUGUCGCGGGCGGAGGGCGACGGGCCGGGCCCAGCGCGGGCCUACAGCAAAGGAAUGAAAUGGAUAAAACAAGAAAAACUUUCAGAAGUUCAUUGCUGACUACUGUUGACAUUCAAUGGCCAUGACUUUCCAAGUCUACAGGCAAUGAAUGGACAAGCAAUCGUGUGGGAGAGCGUCCACUGGGAAGCUGCGCCACAGGCCGCGGGCUGAGCCGGCGGAUGUCCCUGAGGAGUCACAGAUCCUGGCGGAUGCUCCCCGAGGAAGGCCCUUCCCGGACCCUCCCGCGGCCCCGGAGAGCCACGACGCCCCGGAGAGCCAGGGCCGCGGGGGAUGCAGGCGCUGAGGGGCGCCCCGCCGGCGGUCCUGCCUAGACUGGCAGCUUCCCUCCAGGAUGUCCUGCAACCGCUCGUCCGCGGAGCCCUUUGAGCACCUGCUGCCCAACGGCAGCCACGCGUGGGCGGCGGCGGCGGCGGCGCCCCUCCGCGGCUGCCUGGCGGGCGUCCUGGUGCUGAUGAUCGCCGUGGGCUUCCUGGGCAACUCGGUGGUCUGCGUCAUCGUGUACCAGCGGCCGGCCAUGCGCUCCGCCAUCAACCUGCUGCUGGCCACGCUGGCCUUCUCCGACAUCAUGCUGUCGCUGUGCUGCAUGCCCUUCGCGGCCGCCACGCUGGUCACCGUGCGCUGGCGCUUCGGCGACUCCUUCUGCCGCCUGUCGGCGGCGCUCUACUGGCUCUUCGUGCUGGAGGGCGUGGCGGCGCUGCUCAUCAUCAGCGUGGACCGCUUCCUGCUCAUCGCGCAGCGCCAGGACCGCCUCACGCCGCGCCGCGCCAAGGCCGUCAUCGCCGCGUCCUGGGCGCUGUCCCUGUGCGUGUCGGCGCCCGCGCUGGCCGGCCGGCCGCCCGUGGAGGUGCCGGCGCGCGCGCCGCAGUGCGUGCUGGGCUACACCGAGCUGCCCGCCGGCCGCGCCUACGCCGUCACGCUGGUGGUGGCCGCCUUCUUCGCGCCCUGCGGCGUCAUGCUGGCCGCCUACCUGGGCAUCCUGCGCGCCGUGCGCCGCAACGCCGUCCGCGUGCGCAACCAGUCCGACAGCCUGGACCUGCGGCAGCUCGCCCGGGCGCGGGCCGGCCUGCGGCGCCGGCAGCAGCAGGUCAGCCUGGACCUGAGCUUCAAGACCAAGGCCUUCACCACCAUCCUCAUCCUCUUCGUGGGCUUCUCCCUGUGCUGGCUGCCGCACGCCGUCUACAGCCUCCUGUCCGUGUUCAGCCGGCGCUUCUACUGCAGCCCGUCCUUCUACACCACCAGCUCCUGCGUGCUGUGGCUCGGCUACCUCAAGUCUGUCUUCAACCCCAUCGUCUACUGCUGGAGGAUCAAGAAGUUCCGCGAGGCCUGCAUCGAGCUGCUGCCCCAGACCUUCCAAAUCCUCCCCCGGGUGCCCGAGCGGGUCCGAAGGCGCGUCCAGCCCAGCACCGUCUACACGUGCAGCGAAAGCCAGUCGGCUGUCUAGCCAGAGGCGGUGGGUGGAGGGGCACAGGGCCUGGGGCCUGGGCCCGCUGUCCUGCUCUGCCUCCUGGCCCUGAGCCCCAGAGGCAUG